AUGAAUUCUAUGAAUCGAGCAUCAGAUUAUGCUUAUACUUCGCACAAUAUUUCUGUGCCAACAGAAGAAGGAAUUCAAACUCACUAUGCAGCGCAUAAUUUGGAUGAUUUUGGUUUUAUCGAAUGUCAUUCAUCAGGUUCAAAUUCAAGUCAAGGCAGUUCAUCAGGUUUCGAGAGUAUGAAGGUUUGUUUUGUUUUUAAUAAUUAA
This is a messenger RNA of Dracunculus medinensis (Guinea worm), 207 nucleotides long. The record is from the annotation of a GenBank genome assembly. Lineage: Eukaryota; Metazoa; Nematoda; Chromadorea; Rhabditida; Dracunculidae.